AUAGCGGCAAACAGCGGCCGCGGCGGCAAAUAGUUUCAGUUUUACAAAUUUCAAGAUCUAUUCAAGUCCAAGAAUAUAAUAGUGGAGUGGAGUCAGUGCGAGUCCUACGCAUCGCAGAGUUAAGUUAAUAGGCUGAAGCUAUUAGUUUCUAACGCAGCGAAAUCGGUAUUUUUCUAUUUGUAGUGAUUUUUGAGUGGUUUUAGUUCAAUUUGUGCUUCUGGUUAUUUAUGCAAGAUGUCCUUUUGGUCUUCAAUAACAACCGGCUUAAGAAACUUCGGAAGCCGAAUUGGAGAGUUCUUUGGUAGAAAGAAAAAAGAAGUGGAAAAGGAGUCGGAGAUAAUAGAAAACGCCACUGAAGUACAAGCUCACAAAGUUGCAGAUAGAGCGGAAGAUGUAGCACAAAACGUCAAAAAUGCAGCCCAUAAUGUUGCGGUAGAUCCCAAGAAUACAAAAAAUGCCUUAAAUGAAGAACUUAACGACCUUGGAAGACAAACUCAAGAAAAUGCUAAAGCUGCCAAACGUGAAGCUGAAGCAAACAUCCAAAAAACAGUUGACGACAAACUAAAACAAGCUGACAAUGCAAUAAAAAAUACAGCCCAAACUGCAGAACAAAAAUGGAAAGAAACUGAGGCACAAGUUGCCCAACGAGUAAAGGAAACAGAAGAAUUUGCUGAGGCAAAAAGGCGCGAACUGGCAGAAACUUUGAGAAGAACUGGACAGAAUGUUGAUCAUAAUCUCAGCAAUGCUGCAAUUUCAGCAGAGGCUCAUAAAAAUGCGUUAGCUGGAAAUCUUCAUCAAUUUGGAAGAAACGUGGAUGAUCAUCUACACCAUACGGGAGACCUUAUUCAUAAAGAGGGUCAGAAUAUUGCUUCCGGUCUCCACAACAUUGGGCAUCAUGUUGAUAAUAAGCUUCAUGAAACUGCUGUUGCUGCGGAGUCUGAACGACAACAUUUGGGAGAUCAAUUACAUCAUACAGGAAUGGCACUGCAACAGGGUGGUCACAACUUCUCGCUCGGUAUGCAAAAUAUUGGUCAAAAUAUUAAUCAAAGCUUAAAUAAAGGUGCCCAGGAGGCUCAAAAUGCUGCUAACAAAUCUGCAGAUAGUGCUAAAAAUGCUGCACAUAGUGUUGAUACCGCAUUACAUAAAACAGCUGACGGAGCUAGAAAUAUGGCACAUAAAACUGCGCAAGAUAUCGAUGAUUCUUUACAUAGAACAGCGGAAGGUACUCAAAAUUUGGCACAUGGAGUAACUCAAGGAUUUCUUAAUUUUGGCAAAACUUUGGAUAGCAAACUUAAAGACACAGCUCAAGGCGCUCAAAACGCUGCCCAAAAAACAGCCGAAGGCGCAAAAGCUGCAGCAGUCACUACUGCACAGAGUAUUGACAACACUUUACACAAAACUGCUGAAGGAGCUCAAGAAACAGCCAAUAAAUCUGUAGAGGGAGCUAAAAAUAUAGCACAUAAUGCGGCACAAGGAAUAGACAAUGCUCUACACAAAACGGCAGAAGGUGCACAAAACGCUGCACACAAAACAGUCGAAGGGGCUCAAAAUGUUGCAAAGGAUAUUGAUAAUAAAUUGAAACAAACGGCCGAGGGAGCUCAAAAUACUGCACACAAAACAGUGGAUGGAGCUAAAAAUUUAGUACAUAAUACAGCCCAAGGAAUAGACAAUGCUCUACACAAAACGGCACAAGGAGCACAAAAUGCUGCAAGCAAAACAGUAGAGGGAGCUAAAAAUUUAGCCCAUUAUACAGCCCAAGGAAUAGACAAUGCCCUACACAAAACGGCAGAAGGUGCACAAAAUGCAGCCAAUAAAACAGUCGAAGGGGCUCAAAAUGUUGCAAAGGAUAUUGAUAAUAAAUUGAAACAAACUGCAGAAGGAGCUCAAGAUGCUGCAAACAAAACAGUAGAUGGAGCUAAAAAUUUAGCACAUAAUACAGCCCAAGGAAUAGACAAUGCUCUACACAAAACCGCAGAAGGAGCACAAAAUGCUGCACACAAAACAGUGGAUGGAGCUAAAAAUUUAGCACAUAAUACAGCCCAAGGAAUAGACAAUGCUCUACACAAAACAGCAGAAGGUGCACAAAAUGCUGCACACAAAACAGCAGAAGGUGCACAAAAUGCUGCACACAAAACAGUGGAUGGAGCUAAAAAUUUAGCACAUAAUACAGCCCAAGGAAUAGACAAUGCUCUACACAAAACGGCAGAAGGAGCUCAAAAUGCAGCUCAUAAAACUGUCGAAGGAGCUCAAAAUGUAGCAAAGGAUAUUGAUAAUAAAUUGAAGCAAACAGCAGAAGGGGCACAAAAUGCUGCGAACAAGACAGUAGACGGAGCUAAAAAUUUAGCACAGAAUGCAGCUCACGGAAUCGAUAAUGCUUUACACAAAACAGCAGAAGGUGCACAAAAUGCAGCUCAUAAAACAGUAGAAGGAGCUCAAAAUGUAGCAAAAGAUAUUGAUAAUAAAUUGAAACAAACAGCAGAAGGAGCACAAAAUGCUGCAAACAAAACAGUAGAUGGAGCUAAAAAUUUAGCACAUAAUACAGCCCAAGGAAUAGACAAUGCUUUACACAAAACCGCAGAAGGUGCACAAAAUGCAGCCCAUAAAACAGUAGAAGGAGCUCAAAAUGUAGCAAAAGAUAUUGAUAAUAAAUUAAAACAAACGGCAGAAGGGGCACAAAAUGCUGCAAACAAAACAGUAGAUGGAGCUAAAAAUUUAGCGCAAAACGCAGCCCAUGGAAUCGACAGUGCUUUGCACAAAACAGCAGAAGGUGCACAAAAUGCAGCUCACAAAACAGUCGAAGGAGCUCAAAAUGUAGCGAAAGAUAUUGAUAAUAAAUUAAAACAAACGGCAGAAGGAGCACAAAAUGCAGCCCAUAAAGCAGCAGAAGGAGCUCAAAAUGCUGCAAACAAAACAGUAGAUGGAGCUAAAAAUUUAGCACAGAACGCAGCCCAUGGAAUCGACAACGCUUUGCACAAAACAGCAGAAGGAGCACAAAAUGUAGCCAAUAAGACAGUACAAGGAGCUCAAAAUGUAGCAAAAGAUAUUGAUAAUAAAUUGAAACAAACAGCAGAAGGUGCACAAAAUGCAGCCCAUAAGACAGUUGAAGGGGCUCAAAAUGUAGCAAAAGAUAUUGAUAAUAAGCUGAAACAGACAGCAGAAGGAGCACAAAAUGCUGCAAACAAAUCAGUAGAGGGAGCUAAAAAUUUAGCACAUAAUACAGCCCAAGGAAUAGACAAUGCUUUGCACAAAACAGCAGAAGGUGCACAAAAUGCAGCCCAUAAAACUGUCGAAGGAGCCCAGAAUGUAGCAAAAAAUAUUGAUAACAAAUUGAAACAAACAGCAGAAGGAGCACAAAAUGCCGCACACAAAACAGUAGAUGGAGCUAAAAAUUUAGCACAUAAUACGGCCCAAGGAAUAGACAAUGCUCUGCACAAAACAGCAGAAGGUGCACAAAAUGCAGCCCAUAAAACAGUAGAAGGAGCUCAAAAUGUAGCAAAAGAUAUUGAUAAUAAAUUAAAACAUACGGCAGAAGGAGCUCAAAAUGCUGCAAACAAAACAGUAGAUGGAGCUAAAAAUUUAGCGCAGAACGCAGCUCAUGGAAUUGACAAUGCUCUUCACAAAACAGCAGAAGGAGCACAAAAUGCUGCACAGAGGACAAAGGAAGGUGCACAAAAUGUAGCUAAAAAUAUUGAUAACAAAUUAAAAGAUGCAGUUGAAGGAACACAGGAAGCAACUCGUAAAACUGUGGACGGUGCUCACGAUCUUGCAAAUAGUGCAGCAAUGGGAGCGAAGAAUGCAGCUCAAAAGACAGCCGAAGGUAUCCAGAACGUUGCUCACGACACAGUAGAAGGUACGCAAAAUUUAGCAAAAAAUAUUGAUAACAAACUAAAAGAAUCUGCCCAGAAGACUGCUGAAGGAGCACAGAAUGUUGCAAAAAAUGUCGACAAUAAAAUGCAUGAGGCUGCGGAAGGUGUGAAAAAUUUAGGACAUUCUAUUCAAGAUAAAUCUAGUUCUGCACUUCAUGAAGCAGAUGCUAAGCUUAAAGAUGCAGGACACAAUAUUCAAAGCGCAUUUGAGAAUACUACGAAAAGUGCAAACGACUUUGCUAACCAAAAGAAACAAGAAAUUCAGGGUGGACUCCAACAAUUUGGUCAGAGCAUAGACAACAAACUAGCAGAGACGGGGAAAUUGUUCCAGAAUAAGAUGCAGGACUCAGCUAAUUUCUUAGAUAAUACACGACACGAUUUGAAGCAAGAAGCCGAAGAAAGUAAUAAAAGAAUGCACGCGGAUUUGGACGAUGCGGCAGAUGCUGCUAAAAAUAUAUUUGGAAAGGGAUUAUUCUCUAAAAAAUAAAGAUAUUCUUCAGGGAAAAUCAAGUGAGAGAUGUGUUAUGGUCAAUUAAAAAUAGGUCCAAGAUGUUAUAUUUGUUGUUAAUUUUAUAAGAUGUUUGUGUUAGUAUACGCUACAUUAUUUAUUUUUUACACAGCUUACAAUUUGCUUCCCGAGUAAACAAAACAGGUUGCAAGCAAAAUGGCCUUUGUGAAUCAGGUCAUCGAUCGAUUAUGGCCCUAAAAAGAAUAUCUAGUAUUGCUAAAAUGUAAGAAAAAAAAUCCAGAAAUGUAUAAAUAGUUUUAAAUAAUAAUUACUUACGGGGAUAUAGCACUAAUUUUAUCAAAUAAGUUUAGUCUGUUUAAACAACUUCAUGUAACAAGAGGCCAUUUGGUUAAAUGCUAGAGCUUUAUCGCAUUCUUAUUAAUAAUAAAAAAACUGCUAUCCAGCAUAUCCCAUAGAGAAAGUUAUUGCUAUAUUUACAUUACAGCUUUUAAAUAAAAAAAACACAGAUCUAUGUACCUACAGCUUAUAUUUUUUAUAAAAACCUUAAUAUCACAAUAUUGUCAAUGUCUAUAUCAAACAGUCUGAAUAAUGGUAGAGUGUCAUCUUUGGUAUCAACCAGUCUAAUCUACCUUUUCUUUUAUAUAGUUUGUACACUCCGACCAAAAUAGGAAUAGACGUCAGCUGCGCGUAAACCGGAGAAGGGAUGCAGAAUUUAUUCGAGGCUUAAAUUACAGAGUUGCCCCGGUUAUUACAAAAAUAUUAACUGAUUUCUUUUAAAACGUUGUUUACAUGAAUCAUUGCUUAUAAAGAGUGGCAUGUAAUUAUUUAAAAUUUGCAAAUUUUAAAUGGUUGUUUAAUGUUCGGUUACUAUAAAUUAUUUCAAUUUUAUUGGUUUAAACGAUUAGCCAGAUGAUGUGAAUCAAGAUUGUUUAUGAUAUUCAAAACAGAAGAGUUGUAUGUUUGAAGAAGAUAUGUAGGUAUAUGACUGGUUGGUAAACCGUUGGUGAUACCUGCGAAUUAAAAGUAUUACUGGUUUCUGGUCGGUGCUACGAAUAAGUCUGAUUCAUACUAGCAGCUUUAGCAUUAUAGAAAAAAUUUGAAUGAAAAAUAAACGAAAGCUAGCGAUUAUGUGGGAUUAGGUAGGUUAGACAUCAAAUAGAACAACUCAACUUAUAUUAAAAGUUUCCAGCAUUUUUCGUUGCGAAAUAUUACCUAUUGUAUUACAGUUCUUUAGUACUGAAUUUUUCCAGAAUAUGAAAGAAAAAUUGGAAUUCAAUUAUAGGGGGCAAUACCCACACUUUCAGUACAUAGUUCCUACAGAAAUCUGUAUAAAAUACUGAAAGAAAAUAAGUAUUGUCGGUUAAUGCCACUCUCACUGCACCAUUGUUAUAGAGGACCUACCAAUUUCAGAUAACAGCUAGCUCUCAAGCUUGAAGUAGUAGGGGGAUUUCAUUAUACAGUCUUCCUAGAUAAAAGGACUAAAUAAAAAAUGUAGAUAUAUAACAUUUUCCAAAUGUGCAUUAUUAUAACACCUUCUUGUUGACAGCCUCCUACCUAUUUAAAAAACGAACUGUUUUAAGUAUUUUUAUAUGUGAUUAGUAUUUAUGCAAGAUUGCUAUUUUGCUAUGCAUAAUUUUUAAUGUAACUUUAAAAUGUUUUGUAAUAUUUUAUAUAUUGUAAUUAUGUCAUAAAAAUGUACCAAUUGCUUGCAAAAUAUAAACUAUGUGUAAACAACGUGUA
Molecule: messenger RNA, 6075 nt
Organism: Diabrotica virgifera virgifera (western corn rootworm)
Lineage: Eukaryota; Metazoa; Arthropoda; Insecta; Coleoptera; Chrysomelidae
Product: perilipin-4
Exons: 6
Coding region: 235-4353 (1372 amino acids)
Source: RefSeq, a predicted model, not a curated record